Cyprinus carpio (common carp) is the source of this 1448-nucleotide messenger RNA. RefSeq lists its product as uncharacterized. NCBI's taxonomy places the organism in Eukaryota, Metazoa, Chordata, Actinopteri, Cypriniformes, Cyprinidae. Gene Ontology annotation, biological process: regulation of double-strand break repair; protein polyubiquitination. Gene Ontology annotation, molecular function: RNA binding. The record is from RefSeq and is a predicted model, not a curated record. Gene Ontology annotation, cellular component: nucleus.
GCUGAAAUGUGCGUUAUAAAGCGUUUAAUCGACCGUUAAAAAGCAACACAAGGCGACCACGUUACCUUUUCAGCAGAGGAAGAGCGAGGGAAAGGAACGAGUUCCAGUUCCGCUGGAGCUUUCGUACUUUCUUACGCCUCUCGCGGAGGGAGACGGACAGCGCAGCCGACGUCAGUGGUGCAGUCGGUGUACUUCACGCGCUCUGUGUGUGCUCUACGUCAUUCUCAUGCGUUCUCUAACCACAACAACCCAGCUGUGAGAUGUCUGCUGUAAAUACAUUAUUAUGAAUUCUAUACAGCUUCGUUAAGGGCAGAUAGAUCGUAUAAAUGACAGCGGAGUACAGACAGAUGAUAUUAUUAUUCGUAUGAUUAAAUAAUCAUUUAAUCUGUAUCACCCAAUGCUGCAGUGAUGGAGGAGGAUGAAGAUCUGGAGACUCUGGGAGAGAAACUGUAUGAUCUGAUAUAUCCGAAAUACACUGAGAUGACACCGAAACUUACAGGUAUGCUGUUGGAGUUGCCUGCUUCUGUUGUGUCUCAGAUGUUGUAUGAUGAAGGUCUGCUGAAUAAAGCACUGGAAAGAGCACUGACCGCUCUCACAUCACCUGACAACAGUGAACCCGUGUCUCACACUGAUGAUGCGGCGUCUGUGUCCUCCGACUCUCUGGGUGAACAGCUGUAUGACCUCAUUGACCUCUACAACACCGGACACACUCAGAAAAUAACAGGCAUGUUAUUGGAGCAGAAGAAGGAGGCGGUGCUUCAGCUGCUGUCGGAUCAAUCGCUUCUCGAGGAACAAGUCAAUAUCGCCGUGAAAACCUUGCAGGAGCAGGGUGACGAGGAGACAGACGUGAGUGACGGCUCUGACAGAGAGGAAGCGGAAUCCAUUGGCGAGACGCUUUUCAAUGUUGUGCAUCAGUUAGACCCCACCCACUGCGCUGACAUCACCGGGAUGCUGCUGGAAAUGGAUUCUCGAAUGCUGAAACAGAUUCUGUCCGACCGGAGCAUGUUGGAAGUCGCAGUUCAGAGAGCAAAAAGUGCACUGGAGGGCGAUUUGAGCCUAACACAUUCGGAAAUGUCAGAAUGAGGCUUGGAAUCUCUGCAGACCACGUGACUGCAGGGAACUUUGUACUUGGGACUUUUAGGCCUGAAUUGCUGUGCAUUUUACUUGUAUAAUUCAAGACAUUGUUUACAUGGACUUACUUUUAAGGAUUUUUGACACUUUUAUUAAUAUAAAUUAGGAGGAAAAGGAGAGAAGAUUGUGAAGAAAAAAGGUGGAAUCGCAUCAGGCUGGAUUUGAACCUGCUUUACCUGCAUGAGCACCUCAGCUAAAUGUGUCUAGAGCAUGUGCAUUAACCACUUGGUCAUGGCUUUUACAUUCCAUUUUCAUGUGCACAUUUACAUAUAAUGACUUGUCAAUCAGCUGUUUGUAAAUAAAGAAUGCAAAGUUUC